UUACACACUUGUCCAUCAGCUGAGCAGCGUGCGGCCUCAGGUAUCCAGAGAGAUGGUGAGAUGUCCCCAAAAUCAGCGGUACCGUGUCUGAACCUGACCAGCAGGAGGACGCCAGAAAACUCUCCCAGACUGGAGCACAGCGGCUCCGGCUCCUUUCUCCCCUGCGAUGAGCUGCAGAAACCCUCGCACCUUCCUCCCCCUCUUCCUCACCGCCUCAGCCUGCGCGGGGAUCUGUAUGCCGCUGCCAUGGGGAGGUUUGGUGAUGCUGCAGCGGACUUUACGCACGGCGCUUCAUCGGCGAACCCACCCGCCUCUCCGUCCAAACACAGCAAGUUCUUGGAAAGUAUAAACCAGGAUCAGAAGGGGACGGCGAUAAGCGGCAAACCGGCGUUUUAUGAGACCAACUCGGAAGUCAGAGAGAAAGGAGCUACGAAGACCAUGGGCUAUCCUGGUAUUGGCACGGACUGUUGUGGCAAGCUGAAAGAGCCGGGCAGCGGUUUACAGGGGGACUCUAUCGCCGACUCCAUCGACCUAUCGGGCAAGAACAAGAAGCGGCGCAACCGCACCACCUUCAGCACCUUUCAGCUGGAGGAGCUGGAGAAAGUGUUUCAGAAGACGCACUACCCUGACGUGUAUGCCCGGGAGCAGCUGGCCCUGAGGACUGAGCUCACCGAGGCUCGGGUUCAGGUUUGGUUCCAAAAUCGUAGAGCCAAGUGGAGGAAACGAGAACGCUAUGGCAAGAUCCAGGAAGUCCGCAACCACUUUGCUGCUACAUAUGAUAUCUCUCUUCUCCCUCGCCACGAUACAUACCAGAUGCAGGGCAACCUGUGGCCCGGGGCGACAUCAGGAGGUGGUGGUGGUUCAGGUGCUGGCUGCGUCCUGGGAGCCGACUCCAUCCCCUCGUCCUGCAUGAGUCCGUAUCCUCACCCCCACAGCAAUCUGCAGGGCUUCAUGGGCAUGCCCGCAUCGCCUAGCCAUCCCCACCACCACCACCCGCCUCACCAUCCAGGCAUCAACGGCCUCUAUUCACUCCACAGCUUCCCAGGAGGCCUCGGGCCCCCUUCCAUCGAGGGGCCCGAGACCGACUACAAGCCGACGGGCCUCGUGGCGCUGCGGAUGAAAGCCAAAGAGCCGGGCAGCAUCCUCUCCUGGCCGACAUGACCACAACAGUGCCAGCUCCCCAUUAUGCACUGACUGAGCCAAAGCAUAUUACAUUCCUGACCCAUACACAAUCCCCGAUGUACACACCCACCUCAUAUGACUCAAAUAAUUCCUCUUGACAUUUAUGUAAGCCGACUUUGGGACUUUUCACAAUUCAGAUGUUGGAAGAUGAAUUUCACGAGGACAACUUGAGCCUCUAGCACGACAUCCCAGUGUAUUAAUAAGAACUUUAUUGUUUCCAGUUUUAGUUUGAUAUCACAAUGCUGAGACCAAAGAGGGAAAAUUAUUUAAGCAUGUAAAAAUUGUAAUUAUCAUAUUCAUUAUUGUUCUGUUUUUGUCUGUUGUGCUUUAUAGUGCGUCCAGUAAUA
This is a messenger RNA of Plectropomus leopardus (leopard coralgrouper), 1529 nucleotides long. It is a transcript of the gene alx3, whose product is annotated as ALX homeobox 3. Gene Ontology annotation, biological process: regulation of transcription by RNA polymerase II. Gene Ontology annotation, molecular function: RNA polymerase II transcription regulatory region sequence-specific DNA binding; DNA-binding transcription factor activity, RNA polymerase II-specific. NCBI's taxonomy places the organism in Eukaryota, Metazoa, Chordata, Actinopteri, Perciformes, Serranidae. The record is from RefSeq and is a predicted model, not a curated record.